AUGAUACAAAUGCCAUCAUCUGAUACUUUCUUGAGUCGAAAACGAAAUCGUUCAACUGAUUCAGAUAAAGCAAUUAAUGCUGCGAUUGAAGCAUCGGAAAAGAUUCAUCCAACACAAACAUCAGGAUUCCAAACUCCUGUACCUACAGAUAGUGAAUUUUAUCGACGAGCACGAUUUUUACAAUUGGCUGGUAUUAUUAUCAAACGAAUUCAUCGAUUUGAACAAAUUAUUUCAAUGGAUUCGUCACGAGUCAUUUGUCAUUCAUUUGAAAUAGUUUCCACGUCUCAUAUUUCAGCCAAUCAGAUGCAACAACACCCAUGGUUGACAACUUCAACAUUACCUGUUGUUGAAAAGAAAUCAGCAAGUGGGAACAUGGUGACGCUUUUCUGCGCAAUUGUUGGUGAGAAAGGAAGCGCGUUCUCUGUGGACAUCGACGCUAGCCAGUCGGUGGAUCAGUUAAAGGAUGCUAUUGCGCAAGAGAAGAAGUAUGAUUUUGCUGCGGACGAGUUAGAGCUAUAUCUCGCGAAGAAGGGCGAAUCGUGGCUAACUGAGAAUGAGGUGAAGAAUAGUGUUAGAGACAUAAGUAAUUUUGUGCCAUUGGACGUUUCGAGGGCGCCGCUAAACAUAGUUGGUUUAUCGGAGAAUGAUGUUUACUAUCAAGUCACGGUGGAGGAUAAUAAGGCGAAAAAGGUCCCUGUGAAUGUGUUGGUGGUGGUUCCUUCGCAGAAAGCCGCCCAAGAUGUUUUUAAUCGCUGUAAGCAUCCGUUCUUCUCACAAUUUCCCAUGGCGCAUGAAGUUAAGAGCUGGCUUGAAUUUCCGUCGUUGGAGCCGCCAACGAAACUUCCAAAGUUCUACAUUCGCUCUUCAUACAGAUCGAUCGCUACUCAAGCUCUAUCAAAAGCAGACCCAAGCAUGGUCAAAUACGCAGUCAUCACUGGCACGCCUGGGAUAGAAAUCGGACCUAUUUACUUUGAUGGUUCCGCCAUGAUGGAGUGCGAGAAAUUGCCUUCUCAACUCGAGUAUGAGUUCUGGUCGUCCGAUUUGUGGUGUCUUAUGGAUUCGGUGGACCCAACAAGUAUUGCCGGAUUAUCCCUCCAUGAAUGCUCAGUUUUGCUCGCAAGCACACCGCGAUGGGAUUAUAUUAGUGAGUUUAAGAAGUUUGUUCCAACUCCAGUUGUACUCUACAUGCCAUUGUGGACAAAAGAAGAACUUAGUACCAUCGCUUUCUUAUAUCCAGAUGCAAACAAAGUGUGGGUGAACCGGUUUAACUGCUUAGGUGGUGUGCCUCGUCUAGUGUUGCAAGACAUCCAAACAGACCCGCAAGUUCUAUUGACGUGGGUAUGCAAUAGUUGUUCUCUCGAUGACUGUAUUAUGUUGGUGUCUAUAUACUCUGAGAUAAACUCGGUUCAGACUUUCAUCGACAGCCAAGAACCGUAUCAAAAGUACGAAGUCGUCUAUGCUUCAGAACUGGCGGUGCAAGUGAUCGCUCGAACGAAGUGGCAGAUGGUUCGCGCGAAGAUGCAAAACUUUCUUGGUUCGUGUGAGAAUGGAGUCCCACUAGCACAAUCGUUGUGCGGCUACACCUUCGAAUCAUAUGCGAUGGAUUUGCUGGAGAGAGGCGGGAAAUUUGUAUGCCGUAAGCUGCAUUCUGGUGCCGAAAUGCAAAAGCUUCACGCGAUCAAACGCCGAAGAGGUACUACAGGUAAUAAAGACGAAGAGGAAAUCAGCAUUCCAAGAUCGUUGCAGUGUCGGCAAAUAGUGGAGCGUGUGGAUGUCGGUCAAGUUGCAAAUCAGCUGUACGUGCCACGGACAUGGAAUUAUACUGCUAUUGACGCUUGGAUGCCGCACGUCGGUGGAUUCCAAAUGACGGUAGGAAAGAAGCACGACAUCAAGGGUGGAGCGGCAACCGAUCUCGCCAAAUUGGGUGAAAACGGUAACCGGCUAUAUUUUCUGCUUCCACCCCAAUACUACCAUUCGUUCACGAAGAAAACUCCCCAGACCAUCGAGCAGUAUGCAAUCCUUAUACCUUAUCCAGAGGUGGUGUAG
Molecule: messenger RNA, 2046 nt
Organism: Plasmopara halstedii
Lineage: Eukaryota; Oomycota; Peronosporomycetes; Peronosporales; Peronosporaceae
Product: CRN-like protein
Exons: 3
Coding region: 1-2046 (681 amino acids)
Source: RefSeq, a predicted model, not a curated record